AACCCGCCGCCGCCACCGCCGCCCCCAGCCGUAGCAGCGAUCGUCCGCGUUCCCUCUCCGCCGCACCCGGCAAAGCAGGCCAGGCCAGCCGAAGUCCACUCUGUACUAGCUCCUGCGCCGCAGCUGAAUAACACCACCACUCUCGCCCCCAAUCCCCAUUUCACGUACCUUGGCGCCCGGUCAGACGGGAUCGAUCUCCAGUCCACAGCGACGCUGCCUGACCCAAACAACCUCAAUCUCUAUUCGUCGAGUCUCAUCUUCCACCUCGGCUCGAGUGGUGCGCCCAAAGAGCGCACCCACAUUCCGCCCUCGCGGAAGAGGGCUGUCGAACCACCUCCACCACGACAGCGGUCAUUCCCAUUGCCGGACGUGUCGCCUCCCGCGACGCUCCAGUCCGUCGGCGUUGGCGAGGACUCGUAUUUUGCACGUGUCGAUGGCGUGUGCGUCGCGGAUGGAGUAGGAGGCUGGUCGCGCUCUGGAAAGGGCCCAGGAGACCCCGGGCGCUGGGCGCGAUUGCUGACUCACUUUUGUGAAGAAGAAGUUGAGCGCUGGUGGGCUGGUGCCGAGGACUACAUGACCACGGGCGAUGAUGUGUCCGGGUGGGCCGCACGCGCCUGGAAGCGCGGGUCGGAGGAUCGCAAGGAGCGCAAGCACCGCCGCCCCCUCGAUCCUGUCGAGAUCAUGCAGAAGGGGUACGAGAAGUGUUUGGCCUGCGCUGCACAGGAGGGAAUCUACGGUUCCUCGACGUGCAUCCUCGCGCUGCUACACCAUUCGACGCUCCUGGUCGCCAACCUCGGCGACUGUAGCUUGCUCAUCAUCCGCCGCGGCGAAGUCGUCUUCCGCACAUCGGAGAUGCAGCAUGCUUUCAACUUUCCUCUCCAGCUCGGCACGCACUCGCGCGACGAGCCGAUGAAGGACGCCAAGCGCUACGACAUUGGGGUUGAGAAGGAGGAUGUCGUCAUUGUUGGCAGCGACGGCCUGAUGGACAAUCUGUUUGACGAAGACAUUCUCGAGACGCUGUCCGAGUUCGCACCCCCAAACCAGCCCGGCUCAUUGCCGGCGUUCUCGCCGCAGCUUGUGUCUGAAGCAUUGCUGGACCGCGCGCGGGCCAUCUCGGAGCAGACGACUGCGACUACGCCGUUUAUGAUGCGCGCGAUCGAGGAGGGCAUCGACUUUGUAGGAGGCAAAAAGGACGACAUUUCCGUAGUCGUCGGGGUCAUUGGAGACCGCGAC
Messenger RNA from Cutaneotrichosporon oleaginosum, 1233 nucleotides. RefSeq lists its product as uncharacterized. The record is from RefSeq and is a predicted model, not a curated record. Gene Ontology annotation, biological process: protein dephosphorylation. Lineage: Eukaryota; Fungi; Basidiomycota; Tremellomycetes; Trichosporonales; Trichosporonaceae. Gene Ontology annotation, molecular function: protein serine/threonine phosphatase activity.